UCACCUGUGCUGGAUUUUGCUUAGCCCCUCCGCAAAUUUCCACAACCACCACACCACCAUUUCAUCAAUCAUUCAUAUCAGACCGGCCCCUCCCCCUGCUCUCUCAUCCCACUCCCACUACCAUUCUCUGCCACCCCCAACAUUCCCUGCCUCCCUAGCUGUGUCCUGCCUAGCGGUAUCAAUACCUGCAGCUCACCACCAACCAGUGAUAACAGCCACACCAUUCCCAGUUGCCAUAUAACCAUCAGCAGCUCAACGGCAGCUUGGGAGUGCUGCAACGCCAUAUCUCUCUAGAAGCCUUGCCUUGUAGUAGUUGUAGGCACAGAAGAGGGUGUUGCAGGGCGCAGGGCAAUGGCGACCUCCUUCCAGGGGACGACGACCAAGUGCACGGCCUGCGACAAGACGGUGUACCUCGUCGACAAGCUCACCGCCGACAACCGCAUCUACCACAAGGCCUGCUUCAGGUGCCACCACUGCAAGGGCACCCUCAAGCUUGCGAAUUACAACUCGUUCGAGGGAGUGCUCUACUGCAGGCCUCACUUUGAUCAGCUGUUCAAGAGGACCGGGAGUCUGGACAAGAGCUUUGAAGGAACUCCAAAGGUUGUCAAGCCAGAAAGAAACGUCGAGAAUGAGAAUGCUAUUAAAGUCUCAAGCGCAUUUGCUGGCACCAGAGAGAAAUGUGUUGGAUGCAGCAAGACAGUCUAUCCAAUUGAGAGGGUUACUGUCAACAAUACUAUGUACCACAAGAGCUGCUUCAAGUGCUGCCAUGGAGGAUGCACCAUCAGCCCUUCGAAUUACAUCGCACAUGAGGGGAAGCUCUACUGCAAGCACCACCACAUUCAGCUGAUCAAAGAGAAGGGAAACUUCAGCCAGCUCGAGAAUGAUCACGAGAAGACGUCACAGGCUGGGUCAGUGGAGGAUGAAGAAGCAGAGUACUAAUCCGUGAGCACUUCCAUAAAUAAAUAAUGAAUCUUUUUGCAUUUGCUCCGGAGAAUUUAUCUUUCUGUGCCACGGUUCGUUUUCGGUUUACCGUUGGAGGUCAUGUGCAUUCAAUGAACAAUGAUACUACCGUCUUGUAUCUGCAUGUAAACCUUGUUAUAUUUGAGUCGAGAUAUCUCUACCUGGUUUGAUC
Messenger RNA from Phragmites australis (common reed), 1132 nucleotides. RefSeq names its product LIM domain-containing protein WLIM1-like. Gene Ontology annotation, biological process: actin filament bundle assembly. Gene Ontology annotation, cellular component: plasma membrane; actin cytoskeleton. The transcript has 5 exons. NCBI's taxonomy places the organism in Eukaryota, Viridiplantae, Streptophyta, Magnoliopsida, Poales, Poaceae. The coding region runs from base 352 to 939 and encodes 195 amino acids. The record is from RefSeq and is a predicted model, not a curated record. Gene Ontology annotation, molecular function: actin filament binding.